AAUACAAAUUUUGAAUUCAGCUUGGUCCAACGACUGCAACGUAUUUCGUGAUAAUUUUCAAAUAUUGACGAUUUUUUGUAUGAUUACGAAGAAAAAAUAGUAUAUUUGUGAUAACAUAAAUAAUUUGUUUGUGUAACAGUUUAUGUGUGCGGUGUCAAUAUGACGUCGGAGAAAGGAUGUCGGAAAGAAAAGAAUCAAAAUAUCCAAGUGUUUGUUCGUUUGAGACCGCUCAACCAACGGGAACGAGACCUCAAAUCUUUGGGGGUAGUUGAAGUGCACAAUAACAAGGAGGUUGUUGUGAGGAUCUCACAGCAGAACAGCAUUACCAAGAAGUUCACCUUUGACAGAGCAUUCGCUCCUUAUGCUAACCAGGUGGAAGUUUACCAAGAGGUGGUCAGCCCACUCAUUGAAGAAGUGCUGGCUGGCUACAAUUGCACUGUCUUUGCUUACGGUCAGACAGGCACUGGCAAGACCCACACAAUGGUCGGAGAAAAUACUGGUGAUGAAACUACUUGGCAAAAGGAUCCAUUAGCCGGUAUAAUACCACGUGCGCUGAGCCAACUUUUUGAUGAGCUUCGUAUUUCUAACACCGAGUACACGGUCCGUGUGUCUUACUUGGAACUAUAUAAUGAAGAGCUCUUUGACUUGCUGGCAACAUCUGAAGACAAUUCCAAGCUCAGGAUUUAUGAAGAUGUCACUAGGAAAGGAUCUAAUAUUGUAAAUGGGCUAGAAGAGAUAACUGUCUACAACAAAAAGGAAGUGUUCAGAAUUAUGGCCCAAGGACAGGAAAGGAAGAAAGUGGCUUCGACACUCAUGAACGCACAGUCCAGUCGCUCCCACACCGUCUUCACGAUCGUAGUCCACAUGAAAGAAAACAGUCCUGAGGGCGAGGAGCUGGUGAAGAUAGGCAAGCUAAACCUGGUGGAUCUCGCUGGCUCAGAGAACAUCAGCAAAGCUGGUUCUGACAACCCAGCCAAGCGGGAGAGGGCCCGGGAGUGUGUGAACAUCAAUCAGUCUCUGCUAACUCUUGGGAGGGUCAUCACUGCACUUGUGGAAAGGCAUCCUCAUGUUCCUUAUAGAGAAUCAAAACUAACCAGGAUCCUGCAAGAAUCCCUCGGUGGUAGAACCAAAACUUCAAUUAUUGCUACAAUCUCACCUGGACAUAAGGACCUGGAAGAGACCAUGAGCACUCUUGAGUAUGCUCACAGAGCAAAGAACAUUCAGAACAAGCCUGAGAUCAACCAGAAAAUGACAAAGAAAGCUAUAUUGAAAGAAUAUGCUGAAGAAAUUGACAGAUUGAAGAGGGAUCUGCAAGCUGCAAGGGAUAAAAAUGGAGUAUAUCUAGCGAAUGAAACCUUCGCCGAGAUAACAUUGAAACAGGAAGAACAAAGAAAAGAAAUACAAGAACUCUUACUAAAGAAGAGAGCGAUGGAAGAGGAAAGAGAUAAGAUGGAGAAUGUCUUUAGUAACUUGAGUCGACAGUUGGAGUGCAGGGAUGCCGAGCUCAAUGAAACAAAGAAUAAAUUGAACAAAACAAAUGCGAGAUUAGCAGACACCUGUAAUGUUCUGAAGACAACAAAACAACAAUUUGAAGAGCAACAGUAUUUAGUUCUGAAACAUCGUGAUACAGAACAAACUCUCACUCAACAAGCGAAUCAGUUGCUGGCCACAGUAGACGUCGCCACCACACAUGUCGCUUGCUUGCAUGAUAGUGUUGAAAAGAGGAGGCAAUUAGAAAAUGUUAAUUUAGAAGUGACUAAAACUUACGUUGAACAAUCCUCACAACACCGGGAGCACCUCACCGCUGGCAUUGGGCAUUACGUAGAGAACAUCACUGCGGCACUGAAAUCCCUCGAUGAUGCUAUGAAUGACUAUACAGACAAUAACACUCGCACACAAGAAGAAAGCAAACUUAAAUUGGAAGAGUUAAUUGGAAUGAUGGAGACAACUAUCAAUGAGAUAAGAUCCCUAGCAUUGGACACACAGACCUCAUUGGUUACAACAACAGAACAACAUCGAAACGAAGCUCGGUCGAUGGUAAGCGACCACAAGAUGGCAAUCUGUGCUGUUGGAGAUUCAUUAGUGGAGAGUGCUAACGAUACCUUAGUCGCGGCCACCAACGUGGACCUCAGAGGACACAUCGCUAGAUUUGUCGAGCAGUGGUACAGGGGAGCGGCGGAGCGCGUGACGUCACUGCAGCGUGCGCACGCAGCGUUCGACACGCGCGGGCGGGACGCGCGGCUGGCACGCGGCGUGCUGCACGCGGCCCGGCGGGACGGCGCGCGGGAGCAGGCGGCGCGCGCGCGUCUCGCGGUGCAAGCGUGUCUACAGGAAUUUCAACAAGAAAAAUCUUACAUUGAACAAAGACUAGAGAAACAAUUAACUGAAAUCCAGAAGGAAAGGGAGGAGACGGACCUGCGCCUCAGCGCCUGGAUGGACGAGGAGAGAAGACUACUAGAAGAGAGACUAGCUCGACACGUUGAGAGCGAGAAGAAAGCCUUAGAAUGUAAAUUAGAAGUCAAAAUGCAAGAGGUAAAAGGCGAGAAGGCGUUAUUAGAAGAGAGGAUGUCCCGUUACAUCGAGCUACAGAACGCCCAGCUCCAAGUGACCUCGGAGGCUCUGGAGCAAGCAGAGGAACACGCCUCGUGCUGCGAGAACCAAAUAGCUGAGGAUGAAAAUAGUUUCAAGAGUUACGGGAAGGAAUUUGAAGAAGGAGUUAGUGCAGUCGGCACGGAGAUGGAAGCUUUUAGUAAAAACGUUGUGGAAGUCGUCGAGCACAUCAACAACGAACUCGUGGCUGCGGUGCAGCGGGCCUCCUCGCGUGUGCAGCAAGACUUAAAGAAAGUUAUGACCAUUGACGAUGAAACCUGCAAAAGGUUUACGGAUCAAACCAAUUCAGUGCUGGAUCAUCUGCUCGCCGAGAACGCAAGGACCGUGGACAGUGUAACGCAAAACAUCCAGAGCAACACGACAACGACAAUUGAGAACAUUCGCCAUCUCGCUUCGACCUUAGACUUCCUGGUCAGUCUGUCUCGUUCGCUCCGCGCAGACCACUCCGCCAGAGUGCAGGAUAUGGAGCAAGAGGCCUUCAGUCUGGAGGGACAAGUGAGGGACGCUGUGGAGCGACACGAGGAUCUGGAGAGGCAGUGUCUCGCGCAGAGCUACAGGGUGUACUCACCUACAGGGCGCACGCCGGCGCGCUGCCAGUACCGCUACCCGCGCGCGCUCGCCGCCACCUCGCCGCACGCGCGCCUGCUGCAGCGGCUGCGGGACAACAGCGGACCCGCGCGCGCCUCGCCGGAUUACAGCGGACACGAUGACUGUGUGGUGGUGGAAGAUGUCGACGAGGCUGAGCUGACGGACUUCACUCCUCCCGCCAAACACAACCUGAACAUACUCAAGAGCACGUCGGAGACCGACAUCUACCACAUGCGGAAGCUCGAGCACCAGGGCAAGGAGAACUGCGAGCGGGGACCCGUCUCGUCCAUGAAGAAGCCGUCGCGUCUGCCGGCGCCCGCCGCGCGACCCCUCGCCGAGCGCAACGGGCUCGCGCACUGACCGCCGCCCCACCGCCAGCCGACCGCCGACUGCGAGCCGACUGCCCACCGCCGACCACGAGCCGACCGGCGACUGCGAGCCGAGCACGAGCCGACCGCCGACCGCCGACCGACCGCGAGCCGACCGCCCUCCACCUCCGACCCGCACCAAGCGCAUGAUUAAACCCUCAAAGUCGUUAAUAAUGUCCACGGUUAAAAAAUUUAGAAAAAACUACAAUUACCGUAGAUUAGGUGGAAUCGGGACCGUUUCCAAAUUCAACACAAAUAUCCAAUGGUUUUCUUAGGUAAUACUAAUAAAAUUGAGAUUAAAAUGGCUCCGGAGGCUUAAAUUUUUAUAUACGAUGCGUUAUUAUACAUAGUUCAUUACAAAAUAUACACAAAAACUGAAAAAACUAGAUUGACCUGAUUCACCUUAGCUUUGGGGUGAUUCGGGCUACGUAUGGGGACAAUAGGGUUUUUCGUUAGGGCUGGCACUAUUUAGUUGUUAGGUAGGUACCUAAAUUUAGGUAAUUAGCUUUUUAAAAUCUUUAAUUAGUUACAAAACUUUGAUGACUAAAUUAAACUAUUUAAUAUUCUUAAACAUUAAAUAAAAGUCAUUUCCAGUUCAACAAAGUUAAAUCUCUAACAACCCAACAAAAGUAUUGUGACAUUCCAGAUUUGUCACUAUUCUAACUCUAGGUAGUUUUCCAAUGACAGCGCAUUAUUUUAUUAAUGCGGCAUAAUGCUCAACGUUGAAUGUUCCAACUACAGCAACUCGAAGCACAAUCGAGCACUCUCAAAAGUACUGCUCUCGCGUGAUACUCGCAAUCGAUACCGACUCAGUGACAGAAAAUUGACAAGUGUUUUUUCUUUAAGUUGGCAUUGAUCGAAAUUUUGUUUAUAUUAUCGUUAGUAAUAUUAUUUAAUGUUGAAAAAAAUUGUAAGGCUUUCGUUUUGUCGUAGUUUCUUAGAAAUAAUCAAUGUUAAUUAAAACUGUGCUAAGUUAGCGCACUCUGCUGAUGCAUUUGAAAACUAAUUCACGUUCCGAUUAAGCUUCAGCAUAAUUCGGCAUUGUGCGUCACUGAGUCGCAUUAUGCUCUGUAAUUGGAAAACUACCCUAGUCUCUAUUCCCCCCAAUCUACUGUAUUUAGUUUAAUGGUAUCUAAUUAAAUUAAUCACUCAUGAAAAUGAAAUUACAAGCUGACUGAAAAUUAAAGUGUUAUUAUUAUUCAUUGUGCAAUUAUUAUUUUUAAUUUGUAUCUGGCUAACCUAAAUGCUGGCUUGUAUGUUAUAAAAAGGAAAUCUCCAUCUGUCUACUCUCUGUCUCUUGUUUGACUUUGCUCUCGGAUAUACCAGAUACAUUAUUGACUUCAGUUUUCACGGACAGUUCAUCAGAUAAUAGUUAAGACUAAUUGUACGGUUUAAUCUAGCAUUGCUUACUGUCAUUUAUCCAACAUUAUAAACGCUCUACAACAGUCGUGGUCGCGAAUGACAGUAAUAUAAAUAAUUAUUAUAUUUAAAUCGCAAAUUAAUUUUAAUUAAAUCGGAUAUAUCUUUAUUAAGCGGAUGUCCCCUGGCCAAAUGAAAGUACGCCUCGACAGGGGACCGGUGCGCGACGAAAUAUAGAUAGAGAUGACUUAUUAUUUGUCUAUUUUAGAUGUAUUUUAUAUAGUAUUAUAUUAUAGUAAAAUUCUAAAAAACUACUAACAUUUAAUAGGUUAAAGCUUUCUUCUUCUACUCACAAUCUUUGUAGUGGGAUACGAAGUUAUAUAAAGCUUCAGUGUGAGCUUUCAGUCCUCGUUUCUAGAGUUAAAGUUAUAAUAAUUUCAAAAACUAUUAACUAUUUUGUUUUCAUUACCUUAGUUUAGUAGACGAGCUCUCGGCUUACCUGAUUCUAAGUGGUUCCAGGGUUGCACACCAUGUUGUAUUGUAAUGAUGCUAUAUUGCUAUCUGACUGAGACAUAUCACGCUACGCGGUAGAAAUAGGCAAAUUGUACCGCCCUGAUGAGGCUCGCGACGUGCGCCGGCCGCAGUAUUAUCCUAUUUCUGCCGCGCAGCCAGGCUGUGCUCUGGAUCCAAAGUCUUGACGUUGUCUGUGGGCUCCGGCAGUCGCUUAAUACUAGGGGAGGCCGUGAGCUAGUCCGCCUCGUCACAAAGACUAUAUAUUUCAAGAACAUUAUCAUCUAAAGUAUUCCGUAAAGGAGUGGUUGGGAGGAUACUUCAAAUGUUAAUGUGAAAAUGUUAUAAGGUCCCUCUGAACUCUACGUUUGUACGCGAAGAUGUGAAGAGUCUGCGAUAAAAUUAGUUUAAAAUAAUUAUUGAGUAGAGCAGAGCGCAUUUCAUAUAUUAUAGAUGUUUGUGUGUUGUAUGUAACGAGUGUAUGUACUUUGUUAGUAUUUAAAUAAACUAUAUUAAGGAUUUUG
This is a messenger RNA of Bombyx mori (domestic silkworm), 5959 nucleotides long. It is a transcript of the gene Klp61F, whose product is annotated as kinesin like protein 2. Gene Ontology annotation, biological process: microtubule-based movement; spindle elongation; mitotic spindle assembly. Gene Ontology annotation, molecular function: ATP binding; plus-end-directed microtubule motor activity; microtubule binding. The coding region runs from base 160 to 3558 and encodes 1132 amino acids. Gene Ontology annotation, cellular component: mitotic spindle; spindle microtubule; nucleus. The record is from RefSeq and is a predicted model, not a curated record. Lineage: Eukaryota; Metazoa; Arthropoda; Insecta; Lepidoptera; Bombycidae. The transcript is spliced from 21 exons.